AUGAACUAUGUGGCCAACUAUGGGGGACAGAGGCAAGGUGGUCAGAAUUGGGGGCAGCAGAAUCAACAAUAUAGGCCAGCACAACAGCAGUACAAUAACAACAACAAUCCUGGAGCUAUGCGACUACAGGGUCAAGUGAACAUUCCACUGAUUAACGCUUUGCGGAAGAUGCCUGGGUAUGCCAAAAUGAUGAAAGAUUUAAUGUCUCGCAAAUUCGACUUCCAAGACCUGUCCACUGUUACAUUGACCCAGACUUGUAGUGCAGUUGUGACGAGACCCAUAGCUGAGAAGUUAUUAGACCCAUGGAGUUUCACAAUCCCAUGCACGAUAGGCAGCUAUGCUUUUGCUAAAGCAUUGUGGGAUUUAGGGCCAAGCAUAAACUUGAUGCCCUUGGCUAUCUACAAAAGGUUAGGUAUUGGAAGAGCAAGACCCACAUCCAUGCUACUACAUCUAGCCGACCGGACAGUAAAGAGGCCAUUAGGUAUCCUUGAUGAUAAGUCUAUGCGGCGACCAAGUGAAUUUGCUAACUGCUCUCUAAUAAAAGUUGUGGAUGUAAUUUUGGAGGAAGAAGAUGAGACCUUGAAUGCUAAAGACCCUCUAGCAGUCUGCCUCAUGAACUUAGAUAAAGCAAAUGGAGAGGACAUGGCAGAGUGGGUACUGGCUGUUGAAGGCCAAGGGUUUUGGAAAAGAGAGCUCGAAUUUGAGCCUUUGCACUUAGAAGAAAGGAAAACUCCUCCAGCUAAUCCAUCGAUAGAAGAGCCACCAAAGUUAGAACUGAAGCCACUACCACCUCAUCUCAGAUGUGCAAAAAGAACAUCUUUUGCAGCCGAGAAGAAGGUUGAGGUAGAAGAGAUUGUGGAGACUUUCCCAGAUGAACAACUCUUAGCGACAAGCCUCGAUGCUACACCAUGGUAUGCAAAUAUUGCAAAUUACCUGGAAAGCGGUAUUGUUCCUUAUGACUUGUCUUCUGUGCAAAAGAAAAAGUCUUUUCGUGAUUAUCGCAUGUAUUUCUGGGAUGAACCAUAUCUGUUUAGGAUUUGUCUUGAUAACAUGAUCCGGAGAUGCAUUCCCGAGAUAGAUCAAUCUUCUGUUUUGCAGGCAAGUCAUGCUUCACUGUAUGGAGGACAUUUUGAGGGCAUAAGGACAACGGCUAAAGUGUUGAAGUCAGGUUUUUAUUGGCCGACGAUGUUUAAAGAUGCACACUUCUAG
Nicotiana tabacum (common tobacco) is the source of this 1209-nucleotide messenger RNA. NCBI's taxonomy places the organism in Eukaryota, Viridiplantae, Streptophyta, Magnoliopsida, Solanales, Solanaceae. The record is from RefSeq and is a predicted model, not a curated record.